UGAUUUGGUGUGGUGAACGACAGUGUGCUAUUCAGGGAGAGAGAGAGAGAGAGAGAGAGAGAGAGAACGGUAGACUAUCUGGUCGCCUUCUCCGCCUCCGUCGGGCCACCGGGCAGUCAUGUCUGCGACCACGACGGCUUCACUCCCCUGUUCCUCCCACUUGCUCCGUAGACUACAUCGACAAGGCUUAAGAUCCUCCAUCCUCUCCUUCAGCUCCAUUCCCAUCUCUAGAACUCACUCCUCCCCUUCUCCACCUUCUUCCAGCUCCUCCAUUUUUGGCCAGAAGCAGAUCGCUUCUGUAAGGAAGCAGCCCCCUCAUGGCGGCCGCUCCUUCUUCCGGCCCUUCUCCCCUGUCAUGGAGUGGCAGGAAUGCACGGUUAAGAUGGAGAUUGAUGUGCCGACUUCGGUUGCCUAUAAGUGCUACUCCGAUCGUGAAGCAAUUCCCCAAUGGAUGCCUUUUAUUUCGACUGUAAAGAUAUUGGAAGACCAACCCGAUUUAUCAAGAUGGUCCCUAAAGUAUAAAGCCUUUGGUCAAGACCUCGAGUACUCUUGGCUUGCUCGGAAUAUGCAGCCAAUCCCAAAUCAGAAGAUCCAUUGGCGGUCGCUAGAAGGUCUUCCUAACAGAGGAGCUGUUCGGUUUUAUCCCAAAGGUCCCUCUUCAUGUUUAGUAGAACUAACUGUUUCGUAUGAAGUUCCUCAACUUCUAUUCCCUGUGGCAUCUGCACUGAAACCUUUUCUGGCAAGCUUACUCGAACGUGGUCUCGAGCGAUUUGCAAGAUUUGCUAAAAGCCAUAAGAAAAACACUGCAAGGGACCAAGGAUCAUGGAAAAUCGAUUAGCAGCAGAAGAAAAGAAAAAAUAUUCUUAAUUACCAAGGAAAUUGUGAAGGGCCGAUUGAGCAAAACAUGGACAGGCUCGCAUUUGGGCCAAUCUUUCACUUUAGGUCUCACAUCCUGGCCCAAGACACCCUACAUAACAAGGUGGAGUUGAAGGUUUCUUGUUAUUAUCAUUAUUAUUAUUUUUUUCUCUCUCGAGGUCAAUGGGUCUAGUAUAGGGAAACGGAAACGUCAAAUAAAGGGAAAAGGGUGGUGCGAGGGGGAUCAUAGGGAUGCGAAUGGUGAUUAAGUCUGCACCUUUGUGCAUAAUAUCGGGUUCGCCUUAUCUAUUACUGCUGAACUCUAAGGCGUUUUGUCUCGGUCGAACUUGCUUAGGCUCUUGAGAUAGCUCACCAGCUCAUUUCUGGAGAUGGACAGUGUUCUCCGAUACUUCGAGGACUUCCCAGGAGAAUUUAGGACACUCUUCAGCAGAGAAUAUCGGAAGGUUAGGGUGCAAAAGAACGUACCUCCCGCGUAGGAAAGUUCUGUGCAAAUUGCCUCGUGAAAUGAGUGAUCUAUUUUCCUUUUACGUGUUCAUGUUUUUAAUUCCAUACCUAAAGGUUUCAGUCAUAUGUUAUUACAGAGACCUUGCCCAAGUUUCUA
Messenger RNA from Punica granatum (pomegranate), 1477 nucleotides. The record is from RefSeq and is a predicted model, not a curated record. Lineage: Eukaryota; Viridiplantae; Streptophyta; Magnoliopsida; Myrtales; Lythraceae.